Messenger RNA from Diaporthe batatas, 4410 nucleotides. RefSeq lists its product as uncharacterized. The transcript is spliced from 4 exons. NCBI's taxonomy places the organism in Eukaryota, Fungi, Ascomycota, Sordariomycetes, Diaporthales, Diaporthaceae. The record is from RefSeq and is a predicted model, not a curated record. Gene Ontology annotation, cellular component: mitochondrion. Gene Ontology annotation, biological process: malate metabolic process; pyruvate metabolic process. The coding region runs from base 962 to 3430 and encodes 822 amino acids. Gene Ontology annotation, molecular function: NAD binding; malate dehydrogenase (decarboxylating) (NAD+) activity.
UGGAUCGACACAACGCUGAGGGCUCACUUCAGUUGAGUUUUUGUCGGCCAUUGCAGGGCCAGCGAACACGACCCGGUCCCAACGAUUUGGCUCGACAGCUCUGGGCGCAGGCCGCACGGCCGCCCGUCUGUAGGUAUACUCCGUAUCUACUGAUUGUUAUCUCCCGUCCAGCCAUGCAGCCAUGCGGCCAGCCAUGUUGUGUCGACUCUGGUGCCGACCAUCGGCCAUGGCGACUCGUCAGCUUACCAUAAGAAUUAAGGUCGGCCUUGUAGAACGAGCAGGAAGAGACUGAAAGAAAAGACCAAGACACCGACCAGGAGACCAGGAGACCAGGAGACCAGGAGAGAAGCACGAGCUAUUCUUGACGGAUCUUGGCCACCCUCCCGAAUCCCCCAGGCCAACCAGCCAGCACGACAGCACUCCCACAACUCCCACACACACGCACCCACAGAUCCUUGACCCCAAUCCGGGGCCCAUCCUGCGCCAACUCUUGGGCACCAAGUCAAACCCGCCCGCCGGCCAACGCACACGACUCGGCCGGGCUCGUCUGGCUCGUCUGGCUUGUCUGUCUGGCUUGUCUGGCUUGACUUUCUUGUCCACCCCCGCCAAGUUUUACGUACAGGCUGUCAAUCCUGUGGGUUCCCAGGCCUGCCACGCGGGGGAAAGAGGAACGGGCAAGGAAAACUCAGGCUGUUGUUGGCUGGGUCGUAAAAGGCAAGGUGCAGCCGGAUAGUCCAUCAGUCAGUCAGUCAGUCAGUCAGUCAGAGCCUUGGGGCCUGUCUUGGGGUCUGUCUUGCUGGGACGCACGGCACAAGUUGAAACCGCCUGACACCAGGGCUGCACAGCUUGUUACAGACCCUGCUCGCGCGUUUCCUCAUUCUUCCGACCCUGUCCUGCCCUGCACCCGUCCAAUUUGCAAGACGUUGUCACUCUGCCGAGUACUCCGUACUUCGUACCUUCGAUGGCGUUGUCCAUGGCCUUAAAAGGAGUAUUCGUCUCCGCCCGACGGCUGCCGUUGUCCCCAGCUGUCCGUCGUCGCGUGGUCCCAUUCUCCGCUAAUCAAGCCCCCUCCUACUCGCGUGCUGCAUCUGCUGCGUCUUCUGCGUCUUCUGCAUCUGCAUCUGGUCCAGCCCGCAUCCGCCGCCUAGGUCGUAUUCAGGCCCGAUCUCCUCUAAAGAUUCUUGAUACCACCACUAAUACCGACAACCUUGCCAACCCUGUUCGUCCAGACCCGUCGCCGCAGCUGGUCAUAUCAUCCUACCCUGCGUACCCUGCGUACCCGCUCUGUACCCGACUGCUCCAUCAGUCCUCCUCGGAAUCCUCGACCGGCUCGACCCCCAAAGCGGCCACACCCUCAUUCUCACCCUACUCGCCGCUUACAAAAGUUGCCCUCAACUUCGCCUUUUCUACUUUUUUCCUCCUCUCCUCCCUCACACAUACUCUCCUCCGGGCGAUCCCUAUGCCAAUGGCUUCGGUUCCCUACCCUUACUCCUCCUCCAGUUCAGAUAUAUCAACCCCUCGCUCUGCCUCCCCGUCCUCGUCCACUGGCCGCACAUCCCUCACUUCCAUCUCCAAGCGCAUGUCAGCUUCCUCAAGAAGGAUAUCAAUCUUCAACCCAAUGUCUUCCGUCGAUAUCCAAGGCAUCGAAGAGGCCAUGAAGGCCCAGCAGCUCGACCAGCUGCGCGGCUACAGGCAGGACACCUACGGCGAGGUCCAACAAACCCGUCAGACCGAGUACAUCUCAGAGUACCAGGCCACUGGCUACCAGGUCCUCCGGGAACCCCUCUGGAAUAAGGGUCUGGCCUUCUCACCAGAAGACCGUGCCAAGAAGAACCUCACCGGCCUCAUCCCCCACCAGAUCGAGGACCUUGAGAAGGGAUGCCAGCGUGCCCUGCGCAUGAUCCGCUCCCGCCAGACAAACGUAGACAAGUACCUCUACCUGUCGUCGGUCAAGGACCAAAAUGCCGAUCUCUUCUACCGCCUGCUCAUGGACCAUGGCAAGGAGAUGAUGCCGCUCGUGUACACGCCUACUAUUGGUGAUGUCUGCCUGCAGUACUCGACCCUCUACACCCGCCCAGAGGCCUUGUACAUUUCGAUCAAGCAGCGAAAGUCCAUCAAGACCAUCCUGAGGAAUUGGCCCUACCCAAACCCUGAGAUUUGCGUCGUCACUGAUGGCUCGCGUAUCUUGGGUCUCGGUGACCUUGGUUUCAACGGCAUUGGAAUCCCUAUCGGCAAGCUCGCCCUCUACACCGCCGCCGCCGGUAUCCACCCCAGCAAGACCCUGCCAAUCGUGCUGGACUGCGGUACCAACAAUGAGACCAACCUGAAGGAUGAGCUCUACCUUGGUCUCCGCCAGAAGCGCCCCUCCGUCGCUGAGCAGCAGGCUUUUGCCGAUGAGUUCAUGGCCGCCACAAAGGAGGUCUACCCUGACAUGGUUGUCCAGUUCGAGGACUUUGAGUCUGAGAAGGCUUUCAACUACCUCGACCGCUACCGCAACAACUACAAGUGCUUCAACGACGACAUCCAGGGGACUGGUGCUGUCGUCCUGGCCGGAUACAUCGGAGCUGCAAGCCUCUCCGGAGUCCCAUUAGAAGAGCAGCGUCUCGUCUUCAUGGGCGCUGGAUCCGCCGGUGUUGGUGUCGCCAAGCAGCUGGUUGAGUACUACACUCGCCGCGGCCUGUCAGAACAGGCGGCCAAGGACAAGUUCUGGCUUGUCGACACCAAGGGCCUUGUCACCAAGGACCGUGGCGACAGGCUGGCCGAGCACAAGAAGUACUUCGCUCGCACAGACAACAACGGCCACCAGUUCCGCACCCUCGAGGAGGUCAUCGAGUAUGUCAAGCCAUCCGCCCUUGUUGGCCUGACAGCCACCUUCGGCGUCUUCACCGAGAGCGUUGUCCGUGCGCUCAAGGCGUCCGUCGACUCUGGUGGCCUCGGACGCAGGCCCAUCCUGUUCCCUCUCUCCAACCCUCUUACCAAGGCCGAGUGCACAUUCGAGCAGGCCAUCAAUUGGACCGAGGGCAGUGUCAUCUUUGCCUCCGGCUCGCCAUUCAACUCCUACACCGUCAAGACCGCGGACCAUGCUGUCACAUAUCACCCCAACCAGGGCAACAACGUCUACGUCUUCCCCGGUAUCGGUCUGGGUGCCAUCCUCGCAAAGGCAACCAGGGUCACCGACACCAUGAUCUACGAGUCAGCCGCGGCUCUCGCUGGCUCCCUGAACGCCGACGAGAUCCACAAGGGCCUCAUCUACCCACGCAUCGAGCGCGUCCGCGAGGCCAGCGUUAUCGUGGCCCGUGAGGUGAUGAAGGCUGCCAGGCGGGAGGGCGUCAGCGCCUUGCCCGAGGCACAGUGGAAUGAGUGGGAGGAGUGGGGAGACGUGGCACUCACCAAGUACAUCAAGAGCAAGAUCUAUGACCCAAGGGACUGAAGGCGGCCGACCCUUAGGAGACACACAAUUCAUUCUUGCUCUUGGUGGGAAGUGAAGCGCGAGGACCUGUCGGGUACGACACCACCACCAACACAACAAAACAAACGUCGGCGUUUCACCUUCUGAACGCUUUGAAUCCUCUGCCCCUCUCUCAUUCCGAGGUUCAAGGCAACCCCCCCUUUUUCUCCGGUUUCCUGUUCUGUUGCGUUGGCUCUUACAGCGGCCUCAGACACAAAAAAGAUGAUUCCCCCUUGGGAGGCGCCAGGCCGUCUCCCGUGUUUUUCUUGCAUAAUUUUCAAAAGAGUCACCUCCUUAGCUAGUAUCCGCGUUGGGUAUGGAUAGAAUCGGAUGGGAACAGAACAGGGAGCCUACAAUGCUUUCUUUUUCUUUUAUUUUUUAUUCUUUCCGCCGACGAAAGACUGGUAGACUAAAAACAUGGUGUGGUACAGCGGACGGACAUGUGGGGGCCCUCCACCUUUGGGUUCUCUUUUUCCCAUCCAGAUUUGAUGGGGAAAUGAUGAGUGAUGCUUCACACAUACACAUUACACCUGGGAGUUACAAUGGAUUUUGGUUUUCUCGGGGUCACCCACAAACAACAUGACAAGAGGUACUUGGCUGCCUUCUUUGGAUUUUCUCUCGUGAUACUGUGUUUGCUGUGACUGGGUUGUCUUUAAGGUUGUAAGUUGGUGAUUUGAUUCUAAAUGCCUGACUUCUGUAUUGUACCUGAUUGGAAACGUUUACAACCUGGAAGGCUCCAAAAUGCGAGGGCCCACUUGAACCGCGGCUUACGGGAUAACGAAAAGACGUUUUUAGACAAACUUCCUACAAACUAUUCUUAUGUCAAUAUGUAGAGUUGAUUCAGCUGGUUUCGUUUCUGUUCCGUAUAUGUCCGAGGCUAUACAACUCUAGUUCAUACAGUGGUAAACGCUCGAAACCCCAGCACUAAUAAACUUACAAUGCCGACAACAGUGGUCAAAAAA